CAUAGGACAAUUUCAAAACAAAACACACGUCCUUGUUCUAAGCCACUCUCAAUUCGUUUCAAUUUUCAACUGGGAUCGGCUUUAUUCAGUUCCAUUUUCUUCUGAUUCCACGCCAUUAUUAACCGACACCAAGCUUUUCCAAUUUUCAACCCACCCUUCCUCCUUUUCGCCUCAAAUCCUUCGUUUGAUUCGAGCAGAAUGAUUCCAGAUACUCUUAACCCGGCCGAUGACUCUGACGGUAUCCGCGAUCGGCUUCGAGAGCACCUACUAGUGGUGAACGAGGAAACGGAAAGCGGAGGAGUGGAUGAUCAUGUGAAGAUUCGGAUACGUAAUUUGACGAAGUUUUCGGACGGAAAGGAGAAUCCGAUUCUGAGAGGUAUCAGUGUGGAUAUACUUAGGGGGAAGAUCGUCGGAAUUAUUGGCCCGAGCGGCAGCGGCAAAUCCACAAUGCUUAGGGCUCUCAAUCGGCUGUGGGAGCCGCCAGCGGAGACGGUGUUUCUGGAUGGCCACGAUAUCGUCGAUCUCGACGUUCUCGGCCUUCGCCGGAAAGUCGGGAUGCUCUUCCAAAUUCCUGCCCUAUUUGAAGGCACUGUUGCUGAUAAUAUCAGAUAUGGUCCACAGUUAAGGGGAAAAAAGCUUAGUGAUGAUGAAGUUCAUAAGUUACUCAAUCUAGCAGACCUAGACUCCUCGUUCUUUAGCCAGAUUGGUUCUGAACUAUCGGUUGGGCAGGCUCAACGAGUCGCGCUCGCUCGGACCUUAGCGAAUGCACCUGAGUUUAGCAAUGAAUCCAACUUCUGCGUUAUGUUAGUAUUGUUGAUCAUGGGCAUGUCUACUCUGCUGAAGGUAUUGUUGCUAGACGAGCCAACGAGUGCAUUGGAUCCGAUCUCGACUGAGAACAUCGAGGACGUGUUGAUGAAGCUGAAGACGAAAUGGGGAAUAACAAUCAUAAUGGUUUCCCAUAGCAUCAAACAAAUCCAGCGAAUUGCAGACGUAGUCUGCCUGCUAGUAGAUGGCGAGAUCGUCGAAAUCCUCCCACCCGACAAGCUCUCGGAAGCCAAACACCCAAUGGCCCUCAAGUUUCUCGAACUCAGCUCUUGAAACAGCCCUUCAUAUUGUGUCCUACGUUUGCAAACUCUCCUAGAAGUCGAAUAAUAUAAUGAACAUGGAACUUCUCUGGUAACUAUUAGAUGCAUGAAGCUCGAGAGAAAGUGUGAAAAUUGUAGGAAGAAAAAAGACAGAGUGAGAGGCCAAGUUUGUGGGCUUGAGAGUGGGGCGUCGGCAAACUGAACCAACAGGGGCGCAGGCCACGGGGGACCGAUCCAAUGGUCUGCUCUGUUGCACGCAGACCCCCAACAUCAGUCACGUGCUCAGUUGCCCACCGGACCCACAUUUACUUCUGCCACGUCACCAUCCCUGCUCUGUCUACAGUGUUUGUUCGAUCUUCACCUUUUUUUUAAUAUUAUUAUUAUUAAUUAUAAA
This is a messenger RNA of Cucurbita pepo subsp. pepo (vegetable marrow), 1479 nucleotides long. It is a transcript of the gene ABCI17, whose product is annotated as non-intrinsic ABC protein 3. Gene Ontology annotation, cellular component: membrane. Lineage: Eukaryota; Viridiplantae; Streptophyta; Magnoliopsida; Cucurbitales; Cucurbitaceae. Gene Ontology annotation, molecular function: ATP hydrolysis activity; phosphate transmembrane transporter activity; ATP binding. Gene Ontology annotation, biological process: phosphate ion transmembrane transport. The record is from RefSeq and is a predicted model, not a curated record.